Messenger RNA from Phycodurus eques (leafy seadragon), 11184 nucleotides. RefSeq names its product solute carrier family 45 member 4. Lineage: Eukaryota; Metazoa; Chordata; Actinopteri; Syngnathiformes; Syngnathidae. Gene Ontology annotation, cellular component: membrane. The transcript has 16 exons. Gene Ontology annotation, biological process: transmembrane transport. Gene Ontology annotation, molecular function: sucrose:proton symporter activity. Bases 1236 to 4082 code for a protein of 948 amino acids. The record is from RefSeq and is a predicted model, not a curated record.
CAGGCAGGCCAGUCUAGUACCCGCACUCUUUUACUAUGAAGCCACACUGUUAUAACACGUCCAGAAUGUGGUUUGGCAUUGUCUUGCUGAAAUAAGCAAGGGCGUCCAUGAAAAAGACGCUGCUUGGAUGGCAGCAUAUGUUUCUCCAAAACCUGUAUAAUACCUUGCAGCAUUAAUGGUGCCUUCACAGAUGUGUAAGUUACCCAUGCCUUUGACACUAACACAGCCCCAUACCAUCACAGAUGCUGGCUUUUGAACUUUGCGUCCAUAACAGUCCGGGUGGUUCUUUUCCUCUUUGGAACGGAGGACAUGACGUCCACAAUUUCCAAAAACAAUUUGAAAUGUGGACUCGUUGGACCACAGAACACUUUUCCACUUUUCAUCAGUCCAUCUUAGAUGGGUUCGGCCCAGAGAAGCCGGCAGCGUUUCUGGGUGUUGUUGAAAAAUGGCUUUUGCUUUGCAUAGUAGAAUUUCAAAUUGCACUUACGGAUGUAGCGCCGAACUGUAUUUACUGACAUUGGUUUUCUGAAGUGUUCCUGAGCCCAUGUGGUCAUAUCCUUUACACAUUGAUGUCGGUUUUUGAUGGAGUGCCACCUGAGGGAUCGAAGGUCACAGGCGUUCAAUAUUGGUUUUCUGCCUUGUCGGUUACAUGCAGUGAUUUCUCCAUAUUCUCUGAACCUUUUUAUGAUAUUAUGGACCGUAGAUGAUGAAAUCCCUAAAUUCCUUGCAAUUGUACGUUGAGGAACAUUGUCCUUAAACUGUUCGACUAUUUUCCCACGCACUUGUUCACAAAGAGGUGAACCUCGCCCCAGCUUUGCUUUUGAAUGACUGAGCGAUUCAGGGAAGCUCCUUUUAUACCCAAUCAUGGCACCCACCUGUUCGUAAUUAGCCUGUUCACCUGUGGGGUGUUCCAAACAGGUGUUUGAUGAGCAUUCCUCAGCUUUCUCAGUCUUUUUUGCCACCUGUCUCAGCUUUUUUGGAGCGUGUUUCAGCCAUAAAAUUCUAAGUUAAUGAUUAUUUACGAAAAACAAUAGUUCUAAAUAUCUUGUCUUUGUAGUGUAUUCAAUUAAAUAUAGGUUGAACGUGAUUUGCUAAUCAUUGUAUUCUGUUUUUAUUUGUUUAACACAACAUCCCAACUUCAUUGGCCACCUUUUUUAAAUGUAUUUUUUGAUACACAACAUAACAGGAUGGUUAAAGGGAGCGUUUGCCCAUACUACUGAUUCAUCAGCCAACCGAUGGGGAUUUCACGAGGAGCUUCGACGACCACCUCUGCCGCCUGUCCGCCCACCUACACCUGCGGCCUCCCCCUCAAUCCCGCCCAGCCCCUCCAGCCCUCCAUACGCAAAAUGACUCUGGAAUUCACCAAAUGGUCUUCUAUAUGGAUUUUUACCCCCUGUAAUAGACAAAAACAAAACACUCGUCCCCCCCCACCCGUGGUGUGCAUGCACCCGCCCGCCAUGCCUCCCCAGAGCACGGGCGCUGACGCCAUGCAGGUGGGAUCACUGGUUGCCGGCGUGGAGGCCAAAACGGAAGAGAAAAAGGGCUCGGACGGUUCGCCGGGAGCGGGGAGCCGCCCCGGCAAAGACCGCAGCGAGGAGUUUGUGAGCGAGGGGUCCAUCGAGGGCAUCCCCCUGAAGAGAUGGGUGAUGCACGGCGCCGUCAUGUUCGGCCGGGAGUUCUGCUACGCCAUGGAGACUGCGCUGGUGACGCCUGUGCUGCUGCAGAUCGGUCUUCCAGAACAGUACAACAGCUUGACAUGGUUCCUCAGCCCCGUCCUGGGCCUUAUAUUCACCCCGCUGAUCGGCUCAGCCAGCGACCGCUGCUCCCUGCGCUGGGGCCGCCGGAGGCCUUUCAUCCUGGCCCUGUGCAUUGGGACACUGAUCGGAGUGGCGCUCUUCCUGAACGGAUCGCUCAUAGGACUGUCAAUGGGUGAUGUUCCGGGGAGACAGCCGAUAGGAAUCGUUCUCACAGUGUUGGGAGUGGUGGUGUUGGAUUUCAGUGCCGAUGCCACAGAGGGACCGAUUAGAGCGUACCUUUUGGACGUGGCCGACACAGAGGACCAGGACAUGGCACUCAACAUCCACGCCGCCUCGGCAGGUCUUGGCGGCGCGGUGGGCUACGCUUUGGGCGGUCUUAACUGGACACACACCUUCCUAGGAGCCAUCUUCAAGUCUCAGGAGCAGAUCCUGUUCUGCUUCGCCUCCAUCUUCUUCUCUGUGUCCGUGGUGCUGCAUCUGCUCAGCAUUGACGAACAGCGCUACAUACCCAUACAUGACCGGCUGGACCGGGAGAGUCCAGAUCCAAGCACCCUGCAUCCUGCAGCCAAUAACGACACCGGACUUCUCACCCCGAGGCUCAAAAUGAUUGGUGAGGACGAAUUGAUGGACAGCUUCGACCUUUACAAUGCCUACAGGGACGAUCUGUCCGAGCCUGGGGACAUGGAGAUGGACUUCCUGGAGGUGGAGCUUGUGAGGAGUAAAAGCGACAGCGUCCUCGCCAUGACAGACACCACCCUGGACCACAACGCCUUGUUCCUGUGUCACAUCGAGCCGUCCAUCUUCCCCGACCGCCUCUCGACCUAUCGCAGCUCGCCCCCGGCGCCCCCGCACCUCCUGCAUGCCAACCCUAGCAUGCCAGCCUCCCGGCUUGCCAGCGUGCGGCGCAGCAGCAGCGCAGGGAGUCAGGAUCUGCUGCGCCCCCAAAGCAGCAGCCAUCCCCCAAAACAAGAUGGCAGCCCCACCAAGAUUUGCCGCCUCUCGGCAUUCUUGCAGGAGAUGGAGAAUGACGAGGGCCAAGAGGCGUUACUCAACAACCAGAUGAAUGAGCAGCGCGCGCUGAACGGACGCCUGUUGGCGUGCAUUGACGCGACAAAAACACACAGCGCCAAUGGGCUGAGCACCAAAGGACAGGUGCAUCGGGCCGGAAUGGUCAAAGCUGCCAGUACCGGUGCUCCCAUGCGGCUGUCCCGCCACCAUCACACCUUCUACCGUCAGCCAUCUUGCACAUUCUCCUACUACGGCCGCGUGGGCAGCCACCGCCGCUGGCGGGCCAAUGCCACCUUCCUCAUCAAGUUGUCGCGCAGCAUGAACGACCUAUACGAGGUGGAGGCGCGACAUAGGCGUCGAAGCCGCCAGCGCGACCGCCGCCGCCGGCGCCGCCGCAGCAGCAACACCAACUCUUCCAGUGGCGACGCUGAGAGCGAGGAGGGCGAGGUGGAGACCACCGUGCGGCUGCUGUGGCUCUCUAUGCUGAAGAUGCCGCCCGAGUUGCUGCGCCUGUGCGCCUGUCACCUGCUCACCUGGUUCUCCAUCAUCGCUGAGGCCGUCUUCUUCACCGACUUCAUGGGACAAGUCAUCUACCACGGAGAUCCCACUGCUCCUGUUAACUCCACCGAUUCGACUAAUUAUCACCGAGGCGUUCAGAUGGGAUGUUGGGGUCUUGUUAUAUACGCCAUGACUGCCGCUACAUGCUCAGCGCUCCUUCAAAAGUACCUGGAUAACUUUGACUUGAGCAUCAAGGUCAUAUACAUCCUGGGAACAUUUGGAUUCUCGAUAGGAACUGCUAUCAUGGCCAUAUUCCCCAAUGUGUAUGUUGCCAUGGUGAUGAUCAGCAGCAUGGGCAUCAUCUCCAUGAGUAUCUCCUAUUGUCCGUACGCCCUGCUGGGACAGUACCACGAAAUGAAACGGUACAUCCAUCACAGUCCCGGGAGUUCCCGUAGGGGAUUUGGCAUCGACUGUGCCAUCUUGUCCUGCCAAGUGUACAUCAGUCAAAUCCUAGUGGCCUCAGCUUUGGGUUCCGUCGUGGAAGCGGUCGGCAGCGUACGCGUCAUUCCCAUUGUGGCCUCUGGGGGCUCUCUGUUGGGAUUUUUCACUGCCUGCUUUCUGGUCAUUUAUCCCUCUCCCAGCGGGGAGGCAGGAUCGUCCAAAACGUCAGAGAAACAGGCGUUAACCACGCUGGAAAAUCCCAGUGAAAGAGUGCAGGAAAAAAACAGCUUCUUGAAACUCAACAAGGCCGGGAAGGCCACCACCACUACCGCUGCCGCCACCACUUCCUGUAACAUGGAGAAUGAAUCUGUCCUGUAAUUGACCAUGAGUAAAGCAAGGCGCAAUCAUCAUCAUAAUAAUUCUUUUGUUCCGGGAUUACUCCGUCCUAUUCCCAAUGUGAGUACUUGGCAGGUAAAAAAAAUCGGGGAUGGUCGCCAGUCUGCCUCUCAGGGCCUCUAAGGGACUAUGCCUGGACAGGAAACCUCAGGGGGACUGUUCACACACACACACACACACACACACACACACACACAUGCGCGUUUCUGACCACCUCGAAGCUGCAAUCGUUGACAACAACAAAAAUUUCGUUCUUCCUCGCCGUGGACGGAAAUGUUUUGUUCUGUUGAAGCUUUAUGAGUCUUUACGAACUUUCAUACUUGAAAACAAGAGCCCGAAGCCUGCUUGUGGGUCAAAAACAAAACAAAGAAUAAGAUUGAGAAUAAUAAGGCAGCCCCAAAAUUGACUGCAAAGGAUCUCCAAAUCUCGUCAUUCCAGGACAACAGAAGAGAAACAUCGAGCAUGAGCAUAGAGCUGACUGUAUAUUAAGAUAUCCUUUAUUGACCCACAGAGGGGAAAUUCAGGAAUAAGUGAAAUUCCAGAAUAGACAGUCUUCACACAUACGAAAAAAAUAUACAUAGCGUAUACAGGGCAUUAUUAUCCCAAAUACUUCUUUGCAUGACCUCUUGAGAUAGUCUGACGAAAUGCUGCAUGUUAGCAGAGGAGUUUGUUUUUACGACAUGCGGGUGGCACAAUAGCUCUUACUAAUAACUAACUGCACAUCAGCUGAGCUGCAUCAGCGGAAAAAAAAAAUUUUCUUAACGAGCCUUUCUGAGAUAUUUAUGAAGCCACACAUUGCUCGGAUUCCACUGGGAAAAAAACCAAAAAAAAACCCACACCCAAAAAUAGGGGAAAUGAGAAAAUUGUCGCUGUUGAAAAACAUCUGCAAAUAUAUUUUUCUUUUUGAUUAUAUGAAAACUCACAACAUUUUGACAUUUUACGACAAUUCAUGUUCUAUGAUUUAUGAUGCAUUAUAAUGUGUAUAUAUAUAUAUAUAUAUAUAUAUAUAUAUGUAUUUUUUUUUUUCCCCAAUUACAAAAAUGUUGUGAUACAUUUUUACAUACAUUUUCACCUUUACUGCGCCAAUAUCCAACUUACAAUAUAAGUAUUUGGUUUUAGUCAAAAUCCUAUUGGUCAUUUUUUUAAAUUUUAUUUUACAUUUUUUUUAAAUAGCAUCUAUCUUCACAUUUUGUUAGUAUUCGUUUUUUUGAUUGAAGCGAAAAUAUCUUUUGUUUUUCAUACUUAAAAAGAAAUCAUCAGGGAAAAAAGAUUGGAAAAAAAUGCAAAUAAAUCUUUCAAACAAUAAGAAAAAGCUAAAUAUUUUACAUGAUUUUUAUUGAUAAAUUCUAUUCAUCUGAUACAAAGAACGAAUUUGGAGGUACAGGCUUUUUUUUGUAAAAUACUUUGAUAAAAACAAAGAUGGUCAUCAGAAAAACAAAAACAUAUUAAUAACCCUCCUGUUAUGUUCAUUUCUCAGCAAUAAUUCCUGAGUCAGUUUGACCCAGGGGAUGUGUAAUACCCCAAAAAUCUCAAGAAACUGUUUAGUUUAUCACAGCGGAUACUUUCCAGAAUCACCAGUGAUGAUAAAAAUCUGCGACAUAGCAAGACUCUUAAAAAAACAUUUUUCUUUAGUUUUACUUACCCCUUACACACACUUUUACACUUAAAAGACAAACAUGUGAAAACACACUUUUAAAGUAUUCUUAGGCUGGAGGCUAUCAUGUAACAUCACUUUAAGGGAACGAAAAGAAGACUUGCUCGCACAUUUCGGCAACACGUGCUUGCUUCCAGUUGUUCAUUUGUCAUUCCCAGUUGAAGUUUACUGUAAAACUGACGCACAAAACAAGAGUAACAAAAGUCCACUACCGUAAUGCUAACGCACAAUGUCAAAUGCCAUAGACGGGGCUUGUGGAAAUUAGCAUAGAUGUUACGAUAAUUCUAAACCUUCAAACAACUGCGACUUUACCACACACGCAGCAGCAACACAUACAGAGCAUAAAACAAUACCCACAGGCAUAUAUUCGCUCUGCUUUGUGGGCACUACUACAAUUGGUUGGGAACCUUCUCCGCAUCUUCCUCUUGCUUUUAAUUAUGUCGCAUCACUUCCAGUAGACCUCAGUGCUGCCAGGUCGUGUAAACUCCAAUUUCAGGCUUGUCUUUGUACUGUAAAAACAGCCCCCAAAAAUCUCUUGGAAAUCCACGAGUUAGCGGAGGAACACUACAGCUACAUUAAUAGCCAGAAUGCAUUGUUUUCAUAGCUAUAAUUUCACAAUUUGAAUUGUAUUUCUUUAACACGGGUCAAUUUGACCUGCCACGUAACAGGAGGGUUAAAUUCGUGAAAACCCAGCUUUUCCUCGAACAGUGAACGCAGCAUGCUCUUCUCGAAGCUGCGUUUCCCCGAUUCCAAGGUGCCAACUUGCUGACCUUUGAGGAAGUCAAAUGCGUGACUUGACCGUUUAACAUCCGAGUGACCUUGCGUGUGCUGGAUUCAAACACAAUUGCUGAUGGGAAGCAUGCAAAUAAGAUGAACAUGAACUUCUCAGAAUGCUUAAGUCCAUUCGCAAAUGUCUCCACAGUCAACGAUGCUGGACGAACACUCUUGAACUUAAGAAAUGUUUGGUGGUAUAAUUUUGUGUUCUGACCAAUCAGGCGAGACGAAAACAACGCAAGUAAAUGGCAGACAAUGUUAUUUACAUUUGUAAAUGUGCUCUUGUUGUGGUACUUGAAAAGUGAUGUUCAAACAGUUGUUGGAGAAAAUCAACCAGGGUAUGCCUCGUUUCAAAGCUUUUUUUUUUUUAUCACAAGGGGCAAUAAAAUAUUCAGCAAUUAAAAUAAAAAAACAAAGGAGCUGCGCCAAAGCCGAAAUAUUUUCAUUCGUAAAAUUCCGCCUCUGUUUUUUGUCGUCAUGCUAACUAACAACAGAAAAAGAAGACUUCUUUGGUGGCGGUAACAUCAUAUAUUUUAGAUGUAGGAGGUUUUUGUGUGACAUAUGCAUAGCGCAACACCAAAGUGUUUUUGUUUUGUUGUUGUUGUUUUUUUUUUAAUGAUGUCUCAUACAGUACAUCCAACGCUUGGCUGCUGCACAAAAUUUUGUAUGAACGAGUGUAAGGGCCACACUGAAAAAAAAAUACAUUUAAAAAAUGACUCAAAAAAAAGGCUGAAUGUUGUCAGGAUACAGCUAUUAAAGUUAUAAAACUACAUGAGUACAGUAAUACUAUUAAAAAAAGAACAUAAUAUACAAAACAUAAAAUAAGAGUAGCAUUUUAUCCUUGUAAUAUUGUCACUUUAUUCAUCUGAAAUAAAAAAAAACAAAUAAUACAGCACCAGUUUUUUUUCUUGUAAUAUUACAACUUUCAUUUUACAUUGGCCUUGUCACAUUACGACAUUAUUCUAAAAUUAUAUUUUUUAGUCUCAUAAAAUAGCUUUUUUCUUUAAAUGUUAGUCUCAUAAAAAAUAUUUUUCCUCAGAAUAUUACAUUUAUCAAAUUAAAAAAAAGCAUCAUAUUGUUAGCUUUUUUAUUGUACUAUAUUAUUCUCUGAAAAUUAAGUUUUUGUCCAAUUACAAUUUUAUCUCAUAUUAUGACAUUCCAAUUGAAGUUUUCUCACAAAUUCCAUCUUGUAAUAUUUACAUAAUAAUCAUUAUAAUACUUAGCAUAAAAUUUAAUUUCUUGUAAUAUUACAAUGUUUUUCUCUAAUAUUACAAUGAUUUUGACAUGAAACAAAAAAUCUAAUUGAUAAUUUUUCUUGUAAUGACAUUCUCAAAAACCUUUAUUGUCAUAUUACACCUUUGGAUAGUCACUAUUUUUGUGAAUCCUAGAAAUAUUUUUGUCUCCUAAUAUUACAGCUUUUUCCCCCUUGUAAAAUUCUAAAUAUUCUCGUCAUGAAAUGACGUUAUUAUGGUUGUAUUACAAUGCCUUUUAUUUAUUUAUUUUUUCCUUCCUUUCCCCAAUUCUCAUAAAUUUACCCCAUAGUAUUGGGACUUUAUUCCCAUAAUUAUGACUUAAACCUGGUACAGUAGUUCUAUCACUUUUCUCGUAGUCGUAUUUGUUGUUUUUUUCAGUGUCCCCCUAAGACUCCUUUGUAUUAUUGAAUAAAAGUAAGCCGAAGCGUCAGUGUGGGUCAGUAAGUGCAUGUGACUUCAAAAAGAAAUCAAAAUAAAGCUGUGUCUCAAGCCUGUUGCGUUCCAAAGAUAUUUGGCGCACGAUGCGAUGACUCACUCCUUGUUCCAAACUUGAGCGUCCCAUUUAUUUAUCUUGUUGCUUUCUGCCGUCUACUCUGGAAUGUUACAAUGCUUGAGUUCUGACUUUGGGUGACAUCAGUAAUAGGUCACACGUUGAUGAAUGUAAUUCUUUUUGUUUGUUUGGAUGUUUUGCGAUGGGGUCUGUCCAACAUUGCGCAACGUUUUGCACAUGAAAAUGUCAAGAAAAAAAUAACUGAGGAUAUUUAUUGUUUAGCUUCCCUCACAUGUAAUUUCUUAAGGUGAAAUCUAUUCGGGAGAUGUGUAUGAGCAGUUGUGAGUACAGUGGAUAUAAAAAGUCUACACACCCCUGUACAAAUGUCAGGUGACAUUUAAAAAAAAAAAAAAAAAGAGCCCAAGAUAAAUCAUUUCACUUUAUCCCAGCAUUAAUGUGACCUAUAACCUGUACAACUCAAUUGAAAAGGAAAUAGAUUUAUUUAUUUAUUUUUUUUUCGAAAAUGUGGCGCACCCUCUUGAAACUGGGGAUGUGGCUGUGGUUAGAAUUAACGAGUCACAUUCCUACUCAUGUUAAAUAGGAGUUAGAACACACCUACCACCCUUUCAAGUGCCUCUGUUUAACCCCAAAUCAAGUUCAGCUGUGAUAGUAGGCUUUUUAUAUUUAUCUUGGUCGUUUAUUUUUUUGUGUGUCACAAAAACCUGGCAUUUGAACAAGUGUGUGUCGACGUUAUUUCCACUGUGUGUGUGUGUGUGUGUGUUCAGUUCACAGUUGCUGACACACAAAAGGCAAGAGUGCUCUGUGUUUGCUGUUCUCACCUGGUUUCCACCUUGAAAGUCAUCCUUUCCAUUGGGAUGCUUCCACUUUUUAUUUUAAUGUAUUUUAUUUCAUUUCAAAUGGUUUUGUUGGGAUUUUCUUUAGUUUUAGGUAUUUUUGUCUUUUAUUUUAAUUUUUUUGUCUUUUUUCAUUUUUCUUUAUUUGUGCGGUGUUUUUUUUAUUUUUUUAUUUUUAUUUUACUUUUAAAUUAAAAUUUAGAUUUUUAAAAUGCUUUUAAAUUCAUUUUAAAAUGCUAUUGUUUUGUUUCAACAAUUUGAUUUACUUUUUGUUUUAUUAGUUAGAUUUUCUUUUGGACUUUUUUUCAGUUAUUUAGCUUUGGUUUUUAUUUUGUUUAUUUUAUUAAAUUUGUUUUAUUUAUUUGGGCUCUUUUAGUUUUGUUUUAUGUAGCUUUGUUAUUUUUUCUUUAUUUUAAUUUACUUUAUACUACUUUAUUUCUCAUUUUUAUUUGAUUGUAAUCUGGGGUCAGAGCCACACACGACUGAGAGUUUUCACUGCCCGUGGAAGCCAUGUUUGGUCCACCGUCCAGCUCUCCAGUCGCCAUGGCGAUGACCCCUGCAUCACGUGUGGCUCCAUGUCAGGUAAAGAGGGGUAAGAUGCCUAUAUACAGUAUAUUAAAAUAUCUAUACAUGCGUAUUAAUAUAUAAGAAAUGAAAUGACUUAAAGAAUGGGAAAGCAAGUGUUAUAUGUCUUGUGAUUUAAAAACAGUUGUAAAUAUGCUUUUUUUUUUUUUUUUUUUUUUGCUGCUAUGAAAAAAGAUGAUUAUUUUGGGUAGUGGUUUUGUUCUCUCUAUAAAAAAGAAUGAAUGUGCGUGUGUAUAUAUAUAUAUAUAUAUAUAUAUAUAUAUGUUGUACUUAUGCUUGAGCCUUCAUAUGUGCAAACAAGGACUCUGGAUGAACCAUGUAUGGAACGCACCUUGAAAAGAGGGGAAAAAAAAAAAAAAAAAAGAAAUCUACUCCGAGACAAACCAACAAUGGCUGUUUUCUUCUUUUUCUUUUUUUUAAUUCCCAAAGGCUUCACGCCUCUAUUUAAAGAUAUGUAUAUAUUUGAUUUGAGUACAUUUUACACCGUGAAUCCUUAGGUUUCUUGAAAAAAAUCCGUUUUUUUGCAUAAGACAAAAAUCAAAUCUUAAUUACUUAUCUUUGCUAUAAAUAACACCUUAAGAUCUAGUGUCGGGAAACCUUCCACACGCAUGCAGACACAUGCCAGGAUUCCCGUUGCAACCCCAAAAAUAGAAAAACCGAACUUUCACUUUUUUCGUGACUUUACUCAGGCCCACAGCUUGUCCGUCCAACUUACUUACCCAGUUACUAAAAACAGAAUUGUUUUUACUUCAAAAUCUUUUACUUUAAUUUUUAAUAUAUUUACAUUAGUUUAUUUUUAGUUUCAUCAAAAUGUUUAAAUGAUUUAACAUUUUAAAAUGUUGAAAUUUGUAUUUUGAAAAAAUUAGUUAAUACAGUUGAUCUAUUUUUAACUUCACCUUUUUAAAUUAAAAGUAUUAUACUUAUAGUAUAGUUUAGAUAUAUUAUUGCUAUUAGUUUGAGUCAUGAUCUGCAUUUUCAUCGACCUUUUGGAUUUGGUUGGUCCAGAUUUGAUGUGGUUUGGUUUCCCAGCGUCUUUUUGUGGGUUCCGUGUCUGGUCGUUAUGUCUUCAUCUCCGCCCUUUUUCCUGUCAGUCCUGUUCCUCGUGUAUCAACCAAUUAGAUCCCUCCAGCCACUCGUGUCUUGUCCAUGUGUGCCUCGUUGUCUCGCGAGUAUAUUUGUAUUUAGUUCCCGUUUUCCUUUCAUGAAAACCAUCAAAUUGUGUCACACUGAUUGUCUAGUUAAAGAAUGUCCAUUAAAAAAAUUAAAACGUGAAAACCACCCCAAAAAAAAUGUCAUUCCAUUUUACAGACAUAAGGUUGAUUUUGUACAGUGGUCUAAUUGACACAGAGGGUCACAGUUGAGGGGAGACAGCAAAGGUGGCGACGCCGCAUGCAUUCUUGUUCCGGACAAUUCGAAUGAAGCCUUCCUCUCCCCACCCUGUGCCCAAACUGCAAAAACAAAUAACUUUUAUUAU